Rhododendron vialii is the source of this 2209-nucleotide messenger RNA. RefSeq names its product metal transporter Nramp3.2-like. Gene Ontology annotation, biological process: metal ion transport. Gene Ontology annotation, molecular function: manganese ion transmembrane transporter activity; cadmium ion transmembrane transporter activity. The record is from RefSeq and is a predicted model, not a curated record. Bases 341 to 1903 code for a protein of 520 amino acids. Lineage: Eukaryota; Viridiplantae; Streptophyta; Magnoliopsida; Ericales; Ericaceae. Gene Ontology annotation, cellular component: membrane. The transcript has 4 exons.
UUUCUAGCCAACAUUACUGCAUGGCAUGGCAUGGCAAUCCAUUGGUCCUCCACAAAAGUCGAAUUAUUUCCUCCAUUAAUUCUUCUCUUCGUCCUUCAAAAUAGCCUUUUUCAAAUCAAAAUCCCACUGCAUUCUCCCAAACAUCAAUCUAGCUCGACAAUCUCAACAGGUUGAAAUUCGAUACCCUUACCCGAAGCAGAUCAAUCGAUUGAAAUUUCGAUAGUCUUAUCAAAAUUCUAGUGUAGAUGAAUAGAAAGAGAAGAAGAAAACAAACGAUUUGAAAAAAAAAAUUAAAAAAAAAAACAGGGGAAAAAACAGAGGAGCCGGGACAAAUUAUACAAUGAGCUCUCCUCCGCGGGACAACAAUGGCGAAGCAGCGACCGUUGACGAAGCCGCCGACCAUCUCCUGUGCGAUCCACCGUCGCCGCCGUCAUCCCGAGGCGGCGACAUGCUACCCGUGUACGUCGAGGCCGCGGACGACGGCGACGUGGUGGCGCCGCCGUUCUCGUGGAAGAAGAUGUGGCAGUUCACGGGACCGGGGCUGCUGAUGAGCGUGGCGUUUCUUGAUCCGGGAAACAUAGAGGGGGACCUGCAGGCCGGGGCGAUCGGGGGGUACUCGCUGCUGUGGCUGAUGAUGUGGGCCACGGCGGUGGGCCUGUUGAUCCAGUUGCUGUCGGCGAGGCUCGGGGUGGCGACGGGCCGGCACUUGGCGGAGCUGUGCAGGGAGGAGUACCCGUAUUGGGCCGGGAUUUUGUUGUGGGUCAUGACGGAGGUGGCUUUGAUCGGGGCCGAUAUACAGGAGGUGAUUGGCAGUGCCAUUGCUAUUAGGAUUCUGAGUCACGGCGUUUUGCCUCUUUGGGCCGGUGUUCUGAUUACGGCUUGUGAUUGUUUCUUUUUUCUAUUUCUUGAGAACUAUGGAGUGAGAAAAAUAGAGGCGGUUUUUGCUGUUUUCAUCUCAAUGAUGGCGCUAGCAUUUGCGUGGAUGUUUGUCGAUACAAAGCCUAGUGGAAAGGAACUAGUAUUAGGUCUUUUAAUUCCGAAACUAAGCUCAAAAACAAUUCAGCAGGCAGUUGGAAUCGUGGGUUGUGUCAUCACGCCUUACAACGUAUUUCUACAUUCUGCUUUAGUACAAUCGAGGAAUAUUAACCCUAAGAAGAUUGGCCGCGUCAAAGAGGCUCUCAAAUACUACUCCAUUGAAUCCUCAGUCGCCCUUCUUGUCUCUUUUGCUAUCAACUUAUUUGUCACAUCUGUCUUUGCUGUUGGCUUCUACGGCUCUAAACACGCUAAUAGCGUAGGCCUAGCAAAUGCAGGGGAAUAUCUUCAAGAGAAAUAUGGUGGAGGAUUAUUUCCUAUAUAUUACCUAUGGGGAAUUGGGUUAUUAGUAGCAGGGCAGAGUAGCACCAUAACGGGCACAUACGCCGGCCAGUUUAUAAUGGGGGGUUUUCUUGAUCUUCAGUUAAAGAAAUGGCUGAGGUCGUUGAUAUCGCGAAGUUGUGCAAUUGUUCCAACAGUGAUUGUGGCUCUUGUUUUUAAGAGAUCCGAAGCUACGCUGGAUGCCCUAAAUGAGUGGCUUAAUGUGCUUCAAUCUAUGCAAAUACCUUUUUCACUCAUCCCUCUUUUUACCUUGGUGUCCAAGGAGCAGAUCAUGGGGGUCUUUAAAAUAGGACCUGCUCUGGAGAGGGUCGUGUGGACCGUGACCGCCCUAGUAAUGGUGAUCAACGGGUACGUUUUGCUGGAUUUUUUCCGUUCCAAGAUUAACGGAUUUAUGCUGAGUUUUCUGGUCUGCACCGCGAUUGCUGCCUAUACAGCAUUCAUUUUGUAUCUAAUUUCAUUCGGUGUCGCCCGGCCCUAUUCCUGGUUUAGACUGACACGCUCCGAGGGAUACGAGCAUGCCAAGAAUUAAGUCAAUGAAUCUCCAUGUAUGAUCGAAGAGGCCACAAAAUUUCGUAGUAUGUUGUGCAUAUAAUCCUUGUACAUUCAGAUAGUGAGUAUAAAUUUGAAGUUUUUCUUUUUAUGGUUCAUGAUUAUUAUUCUUACAUCCGGGUGGAGAUGGUUCCUUCAAAGGGAUUGUAAAAGCUUCAUUAUACCUAUUUUUGUUUUCAAAUUGAUGUACAGUUCAUGAACAAUAUUUUUGUUCUCUCUAAAAACGGUUACAGGUAGAUUAAUUAUUUUUUCAUGGAAUUUUUUAUUUUUUAUUUUGUACUGGGAA